AUGACCAAAAAGGACCAGAUAGUUCAAAAUAUAGAUUUGCGAUAUAUUUCGGCCCAUUCACACGCUGGACAACGAAUUGUCAUCUUCCCCUAUCUAUCUUUGGAGCUUAAACAAAGAACGCUAGGUUGGUCGGACGAUAUCUUUUCGCACUGCAAGCUGCGUGAUAAUCAUGACCAAGCAUUUCAGUUCACCGUUCAAGUCAACGAGGAUAAUCUCCCCCCGGAGGUCAAGGGUCUGGAAGGCGAAGACUUUCUGUUAGGCGUCGCACGGUUAUUACAUAGUAGCAAAGACCCUUGUGAUAUUUCAGUGGACUUUGCACAGGACAUAUCUGGACAAGCCCGAAACAUGCUAUACGUUGCUCAAGUCCUUAUAUACGAACCUGAAGAGAAAACCGAAGAGGGUUUGUGUGGAUUGCUGAAAACUGCUGCACCCGGUUGGACAGAUGACAUAUUUUCGCGAUGCAAACUCGCAGAGGUUAGCGAUGACCUGGUCCGAUUCAACGUUCAAAUGGAUGAGAGCAGACUGCCCCCAACGAUCAAAGGUCUAGAAGGAGAGGAACUGUUGCUAAAAGUCGCUCAGCUACUACACGGGGACCAUAACGCCUGCCGAAUCUCGACAGGCUUUGCAGAGGGCACACCUCAAGAAACCCAAACCGACAUGCUUGUCAGUACUGCGGAAUCCGAGGAUAUCUGUCCAAAAUGUCUAUCUCCUCAGGGGCACAACACCAGUGAUAAGAGUGUGAACUCCGUAAUUGUUUCAGAUAGAAGGAUCGGGUCGAAUUUGGAAGUUCCGGGUCAUAAUCGGCUCGGCACAAAUGUACAGUCGAUCGGCGUAUUUUGA
Messenger RNA from Opisthorchis viverrini, 840 nucleotides. RefSeq lists its product as hypothetical. The coding region runs from base 1 to 840 and encodes 279 amino acids. Lineage: Eukaryota; Metazoa; Platyhelminthes; Trematoda; Opisthorchiida; Opisthorchiidae. The record is from RefSeq and is a predicted model, not a curated record. The transcript is spliced from 8 exons.